AUGGCACCGAGCGCCAGUUCCCCGCGGACAGCGAUUCCAAAACAGGAUCGACAAGCCUCGGUCCGCGCAUAUAUCGACAGUACUCUCACAGCACUUGUCGAUCAGCUUUCCUUGUCCCCAGCCGAAGCGAAGCCCUGCAUCGCGAUACGAUGCAGAGCCACGCCGGCAAACUGCACUAUCAAUCGAGGCAGCGGUGCUCUUGAGGCCGUGCAGAAUGUGGAGAUGCAUCGCACGUACUCCUGGCCUGGAGCAACGGCGUAUGAGUCGUGGAAGUUCACUGUCAUCAUUCGGAUCCUUGCCAUCAUUGACCAGGCAGUGCGGACGGGGCAAUGGGUCUCCAAGAGGGAUAUUUAUUACAUCGACCCAGCAUACUUUCGCUCCCAGGACACGGUGGAUACUGUGAUAGAUGAGCUUGCUUAUACAAUUGGAGUUGAUCGCGGAGCACUGAAUGUUGAAGCUGCGGGAAAAGGCUUGAUAACAGGGUGCUUUUCCUUGAAACGUGAUUCGCAUGUCGUCGUCAAUGCUCAAUUUAGCUCCCAGGAUACCUUGGUUCCUCGAAUUCAAGAAGGUGACGAGUUUGACAUUUCAGCUACUCGUUGGGUGCUCGUUAUCGAAAAGGAGGCCGUGUUUCAUCGACUCGUGCAAAACAAUUAUCACAUCAAGGCAGUUGCUGGCCAAGGAAUUCUCAUCACUGGCAAAGGAUACCCCGACAUCCGUACACGAGAGUUUAUCCGACAGCUCGUCGAUGCAACAUCAAAUGACCGAAUCCCGCGCCGUUUCUAUGCUCUGGUAGAUGGAGAUCCACACGGAAUAGGGAUCUUGUCGACAUACAAGUACGGGUCAUUGGCACACUUGCACGACAACGCAAGUCUCAACAUUCCGAACUUACAGUGGCUUGGUCUCAAAGUUUCGGACGCAAUAACAACUUCAGCAGCCUCCGGUAGUGACGGCCUUCUCACCUUGACAUUUCGAGACCGCAAGAAAAUCGUCGCCAUGCUUCGCAACAACCCGGUAUUGGCCAAUGAUGGGCCCGAGGCAGAAUGGCGCAUGGAGCUGCAACGCAUGCUGAUGCUGAACAUCAAAGCGGAGAUUGAAUUGAUGUAUGAUCGAGAAGGUGGUCUGGAGAUGUGGAUUGAUAGGAGAAUGUUUCGACAGGAAUGA
Penicillium cinerascens is the source of this 1161-nucleotide messenger RNA. RefSeq lists its product as uncharacterized. NCBI's taxonomy places the organism in Eukaryota, Fungi, Ascomycota, Eurotiomycetes, Eurotiales, Aspergillaceae. The record is from RefSeq and is a predicted model, not a curated record. The coding region runs from base 1 to 1161 and encodes 386 amino acids. Gene Ontology annotation, biological process: meiotic DNA double-strand break processing; reciprocal meiotic recombination; meiotic DNA double-strand break formation. Gene Ontology annotation, cellular component: nuclear chromosome. The transcript is spliced from 7 exons. Gene Ontology annotation, molecular function: DNA topoisomerase type II (double strand cut, ATP-hydrolyzing) activity; ATP binding; DNA binding.